Molecule: messenger RNA, 1495 nt
Organism: Raphanus sativus (radish)
Lineage: Eukaryota; Viridiplantae; Streptophyta; Magnoliopsida; Brassicales; Brassicaceae
Product: guanosine deaminase
Exons: 5
Coding region: 674-1231 (185 amino acids)
Biological process (GO): purine nucleoside catabolic process
Molecular function (GO): guanosine deaminase activity; zinc ion binding
Source: RefSeq, a predicted model, not a curated record
GUGUAUCUGAGUCAUUUGACUUAUCCCCGGUUCUAUUAUUGUCCCAUUUUGCAGCUCUUUUUUUUUUAAAGAAAAAACAACCCAACUAUACACAGUAGUAGAUAGAACUUAUAAGCUAUAGUAUUAAACGUAAUAUUUGAUGCGUUUAAUUUGUUACUGGUGAAUGUUAACAAAAGUAGAUAAUGCAGUGGAAGGUUUGCAAUGAAUUAUAAUCUCGACAAAAAUGAGUAAAAUGAGUUUUUCUUUUAUCAUUUGUCCCUUUUUUUUCCCAAUCUUUUGUAAUCUUAUGGAAACAAGGAGAUAUAAUGGGUGGAUUAAUCUGAGGGUUUUAUGUAAUCUAAUUUUGUAAUUAAGGAAACGUUUGUUUUAAUUAACCCAAAUAUUUUUUUCUUUUGUUUCCUUGCAAAGCAGAUUCACUUUCCAAAUCAUCAUCUCUAUAACACACACACACACACACAUCAAUAGCUUUAUUUUUUUGUGAUCGUUCUCUAUCCUCCCCCAACCCAAACCUUUUCUCUGAUUUAUUGGUUUGUCUAUAAAAGCACGUCAGUUGGUUCUCUCCUCUUCGUCAACCUUCACCCACCACACAACACAAUCGCCUCUUCUAGAAUUCUCCUCCCCAGCAAAAAAAAAAAAAAAAAAAUCAAUUCGUCAAAUUCUCAUCAAUAAGUCAAUGGAAGAAGCUAAAGUGGAAGCAAAAGAUGGAACCAUCUCCGUUGCUACUGCUUUUGCCGGUCACCAACAAGCUGUGCAAGACAGUGACCACAAGUUCCUAACCCAAGCUGUUGAAGAAGCUUACAAGGGUGUUGACUGUGGUGAUGGUGGCCCUUUCGGUGCUGUUAUUGUCCACAAUAACGAGGUCGUCGCUAGCUGCCACAACAUGGUUCUCAAGUACACUGACCCUACUGCACAUGCCGAAGUCACUGCCAUUCGAGAGGCAUGCAAGAAACUUAACAAAAUCGAGCUCUCGGAAUGCGAGAUUUACGCAUCCUGUGAGCCGUGUCCCAUGUGCUUCGGAGCCAUCCAUCUCUCCAGACUCAAGAGAUUGGUAUAUGGAGCGAAAGCUGAAGCAGCCAUAGCAAUCGGGUUUGAUGACUUCAUAGCUGAUGCUCUUAGAGGAACCGGUGUUUACCAGAAAUCUAACUUGGUGAUCAAGAAAGCCGACGGGAACGGAGCUGUGAUUGCUGAACAAGUGUUCCAGAACACUAAGGAGAAGUUCCGUUUAUACUGAAGAGUUCUUCUCCUUCUUCACCACACAUCCUUCUUCUUCUCCUUAUUCAUGAUGGCAAUCAGAAGAAGAAGAAAGAAGAAAUGCACUUUGCUUUUAACCAAAUAAAUCUCUGUUUCCGAAUUGUUAAUUUCAGAAAAAAAAGAAAAAAAAUUCUCAAUUUCAGUUGACUUGAAUUGUUUUUCUUUUUCUCCAUUUGAAUUGAACUGGUAAAUACAUCAUUCUGUACACUUUUUUUUAUCAAAUCGAAUUUUCUACUUUCUGUUA